AUGCAAGCUGUUCAAGCUUCAUCUUCACCACACUUUUCUAUCCAUUCCCCAAAACCACCACACUCAUCAUCAACAUGGGCAGGUUUGCUUGCUUCAUCUGUAAAUGUAAAGUCUCCACCUUUGUCUUCUUAUAAUAGAAGGGUCAUCUUGAAAAGCUCUUUUUCUGCUAGAGCUGCUUCUGUUGAAGUUGGAACUUCGUCGGUAUCAACUGGAACAGCGGAGGAAGAUGUGUUGAAAGCCUUGUCUCAGAUCAUUGAUCCAGACUUUGGAACAGAUAUUGUUACUUGCGGAUUCGUGAAAGAUAUGCAGAUUGAUAAAGCUCUAGGAGAGGUGUCGUUUCGGUUAGAGCUCACUACACCAGCAUGUCCGAUCAAGGACGUGUUUGAACAGAAAGCAAAUGAAGUGGUGGCAGUGCUCCCUUGGGUCAAGAAUGUAAAUGUUACGAUGUCUGCGCAGCCGGCGAAACCUUUAUUUGCAGAGCAACUUCCAUCAGGUCUACAAACAAUUUCAAACAUUAUCGCUGUAUCCAGUUGCAAGGGGGGAGUAGGAAAAUCAACUGUAGCAGUAAACCUUGCUUAUACUUUAGCUGAUAUGGGUGCUAGAGUUGGUAUAUUUGAUGCUGAUAUUUAUGGUCCAAGCUUACCAACUAUGGUUUCUCCUGAAAGUCGACUGUUAGAAAUGAAUCCAGAAAAGAAGACCAUAAUUCCAACCGAAUACAUGGGAGUCAAGUUGGUUUCUUUUGGAUUUGCUGGACAAGGACGUGCUAUAAUGCGGGGUCCUAUGGUUUCUGGAGUCAUUAACCAACUUCUCACUACAACCGAGUGGGGCGAGCUGGAUUAUCUUGUUAUCGACAUGCCUCCUGGAACCGGAGAUAUUCAACUCACUUUAUGCCAGAUAGUCCCGUUAACUGCUGCUGUAAUUGUUACCACUCCUCAAAAGCUAUCGUUCAUCGAUGUUGCAAAAGGUGUUCGGAUGUUUUCAAAGCUUAAGGUACCUUGUGUAGCUGUUGUGGAAAACAUGUGUCAUUUUGAUGCGGACGGGAAACGAUACUACCCAUUUGGUAGAGGCUCGGGUUCUCAGGUUGUUCAGCAGUUUGGAAUACCACAUCUGUUCGAUCUUCCUAUUAGACCGACUUUAUCCGCUUCUGGAGAUAGUGGAAUGCCUGAGGUGGUAGCCGAUCCUCAAGGCGAUGUUUCAAAGAUAUUCCAAAAUCUAGGAGUAUGUGUUGUGCAACAGUGUGCCAAAAUACGCCAACAAGUUUCAACAGCUGUAACCUAUGAUAAAUCGAUCAAGGCAAUUAAAGUAAAAGUACCGGAUUCAGAUGAAGAAUUCUUUCUGCAUCCUGCAACAGUGAGGCGGAAUGAUCGAUCUGCUCAGAGUGUGGAUGAAUGGACAGGGGAGCAGAAAUUGCAGUAUACCGAUGUUCUUGAAGAUAUUGAACCCGAAGAAAUUAAGCCAAUGGGAAAUUAUGCAGUUUCAAUAACUUGGCCCGAUGGGUUUAGUCAGAUUGCUCCUUAUGAUCAGUUGCAGACAUUGGAAAGGCUAGUUGGUGUUUCUGCACAAGCAUGA
This is a messenger RNA of Vicia faba (fava bean), 1569 nucleotides long. Lineage: Eukaryota; Viridiplantae; Streptophyta; Magnoliopsida; Fabales; Fabaceae. The record is from the annotation of a GenBank genome assembly.